UCGCGAGAAACGCCGCGAUCACAGCAGCGAGACAACCAAAAUAAAGUGAGCACAACAAACCCGUAGCGCAUGAUGGCGGCGUCGCUGCUGCGCCGGGACAAGAAAUCCACCGCCGCCCAUCUGAAAGCUGACCUCAAGAGGACUGACAACAGCUCGGGACUGCGGCAGCUGCAGGAGCUGCUGGAUAGCGUGCUGCACCCGGAGCGGGGCUCGGACCCGGAGGCGCUGGACUGGUGUAAAUGGCUGUUAGCAGGAGGCGACGGCUUCGACGAGUUCUGCCGGGCCGUCCGAUCCUACGAUAACGCCACCCUCUGCGGGCUGGUGUGGACUGCCAACUUCGUGGCGUACCGCUGCCGGACUUGCGGCAUCUCGCCGUGCAUGUCGUUAUGUGCGGAGUGCUUCAAUAACGGCGACCACACGGGCCACGAUUUUAACAUGUUCCGGAGUCAGGCCGGCGGGGCCUGUGACUGCGGGGACGGGAACGUGAUGAGAGAGAGCGGGUUUUGCUGUAGGCAUCGGUUAAAAACGGGAGAGAAUGUGCCAUCAGUCCCUCGGGAUCUGCUGCUCAUGUCUGAGAUGGUGCUGCCGCGGUUUAUCAUCACUAUCAUUCAGUACCUGAGAGACGGCUACACUGAGCCAGAGUCGGCCGCUGACAGAGAUCUGCAGAAGGUUCUGCAGCAGUUAGACCUGCACAUAUCCUUCUUAGAAGAGCUCACCAAGAUGGGCGGGGCCAUGCGCACUGUUCUCACCAAGAUCUUAACCAAUCAGCAGACCUUUAAAGAACUUAGCAUGGGUCAAGAGGAGAAUGUUUAUGCGAAGAGGAACUAUGAGAAGUAUUUGUCAGCAUUGAAGAGUUCAGGUCUGGUGUCAGUGGAGGAGAAAGGAGCAGGAGCUGGGGCAACAGAUACUCCAGCUGGGGCAGGAGCGCUCAGUCUACUGGGAGCUACUGCCGCUGCCAGUCUGGAGGACUCUAGCAAAGAGGAGGAUCAGGAUGGGCUGCAGGGUGUGGGCCAGAGGAAAAGAGUGAAGCUCAGUAGCACUACCAAAGAUCCAUCCAUAAUGGACACCCUGAAACAUAAAUGUUUUUUAGAAGAGUUAUUGUUUUGGACUAUUAAGUAUGAAUUUCCACAGAAGAUGGUCACUUUUUUGCUCAACAUGUUGCCAGAUCAGGAUUACAAGAUCACUUUCACUAAAACAUUUGUACAACACUAUGCCUUCAUCAUGAAGACCCUCAUGAAGAGUCACGAGUCGGACACCAUGUCCAACCGCAUCGUUCACAUCAGCGUGCAGCUCUUCAGUAACGAGGAGCUGGCGAGACAUGUCACAGAGGAGUGCCAGUUACUGGACAUCAUGGUCACUGUGCUCCUCUACAUGAUGGAGAGCUGCCUUAUCAAGAGCGAACUGCAAGAUGAGGAGAAUAAUCGUCACGUGGUGGUGAACUGUGGUGAAGCUCUACUGAAGAAUAACACCUACUGGCCUUUAGUUAGUGAUUUUAUUAAUAUCCUCUCGCACCAAAGUGUGGCCAAGCGCUUCCUGGAGGAUCAUUCUCUGCUGCUGCUCUGGAUGAGUUUCGCCUCCUUCUUCCAAGGGAUGAAUCUGAAUAAGAGAGAGCUGAAUGAGCACGUGGAGUUUGAGUCUCAGACGUAUUAUGCAGCGUUUGCAGCUGAGCUGGAGGCCUGUGCUCAGCCCAUGUGGGGUCUCCUAACACACUGCAAAGUCAAAGAGACCCAAGAGUACACUAAGACAGUGGUGCGGUACUGUCUGGAAACUCUUCAGAUGUGGUUUGAUGCCAUUGGGUUUGUAGAUGAGCCUGCCCUCAACCAGCUGACCUUUCAUUUACCUCUCCAUAGAUACUAUGCCAUGUUCCUCAGCAAGGGAGUGAAGUGUCAAGGUCUGGAUUUGGACAGUUUGCUUCCUGAUCAGGAGAUGCUUAUGAAGAUCAUGGUUCACCCUCUUCAGAUACAGGCUAGCCUGUCUGAGAUCCAUAGUAACAUGUGGGUGAGAAAUGGGCUGCAGAUUAAAGGCCAGGCCAUGACUUAUGUCCAGUCUCACUUCUGUAACUCCAUGAUUGACCCGGACAUCUACCUCCUGCAGGUGUGUGCAUCUAGAUUGGAUCCAGAUUACUUCAUUUCCUCAGUGUUUGAGAGGUUCAAGGUGGUGGAUUUGCUGACGAUGGCGUCUCAGCAUCAGAACGCAGUGCUGGACUCGGAGCAGGAGAGACCCAUGCUGGAGGGGGCGCUGACCUUCCUGGUCAUCCUGUGCAGUCUCAGAGUACACUUAGGAAUGUCAGAUGAUGAGAUUUUGAGAGCGGAGAUGGUGUCACAGUUGUGUAUGAAUGAUCGUACCCACAGUUCCCUGCUAGAUCUUAUCCCGGAGAAUCCGAACCCUAAGAGCGGUGUGGUGCCAGGCAGCUGUAGUUUUGAGGAGAUGCUGUCUGCUGUAGCUGAUUUCAAAGCCCCGGUGUUUGAGCCUGGAGGAUCCAUGCAGCAGGGCAUGUACACGCCUAAAGCGGAAGUCUGGGAGAAAGAGUUUGACCCUAUAAUGGUGAUUCUACGCACAGUGUACCGCAGAGACGUGCAGUCGGCCAUGGAUCGAUACGCAGCAUUUUUGAAACAGUCAGGCAUUCAUACGGGGAACCCCUGGCCGCCCUAUAAGGAGAGGACCCCUCUGCACCCCUGCUAUAGAGGACUGGUGCGCCUUCUGCACUGCAAAACCCUACAUAUCGUCAUCUUUACACUGCUUUACAAGAUCUGGAUGGAUCAUCAGAACAUGUCUGAACAUGUGUUGUGUAUGGUGCUCUACCUGAUAGAACUUGGACUUGAUAAUCCGGUUCAGGAUGAUAAAGUGGAAGAAGAGCCUUGUAUUGAGGAGCACUGCCAUGACAGCUGGUUCCCGGGCACCAGCCUGCUGUCUAACCUCCAUCACGUCAUCAACUUUGUGCGGGUUCGAGUGCCAGAGACGGCACCUGAGAGGGAGAGAGAACGAGAAACUCCAGCCAGCACCAGCUCUGAGAGCAGCACCUUCGGACAGAACCUGCGUGAGGCUCAGGUCUUCAGUCUAGUGGCAGAGCGCAGAAGGAAGUUCCAGGAGAUCAUAAACCGCAGUAACCAUGAGGCCAGUCAGGCGGUGCGGCCCAAGUCCUCAUCCUCUCGCUGGCUGCCGCCCGGCUCGCCUCCGCAGCUGGUGACUGAGAUCCUGGAGAUCCGUGAGAGUAUGCUGUCUCUCCUGGUCAAGCUGCACCAGAAACUGUCUGCCAAGCAGGACUCUCUGUCUCUGAGCUGGUUGGCCGAGGUGGAUCCGGCCCAUCAUGCGCACGGAGAUGGGUUAACGGCUAUCGAGAGGAUCCUGGCCAAAGCUGCCACCCGUAGCCGGCACAGCAAGAGGUGCCUCCAGGAAAUCUGCGGGAAAGUGUGUCCAUCCAUACCGCUCAAGAAGAACAGUCCUGGAGAUAAGAAGAGUAUGGACAAGGAAGAGAGGCGUCAAAGGGCCAGAGAGAGACAGCAGAAGCUGCUGGCAGAGUUUGCCUCCAGGCAGAAGAGCUUCAUGGAGACUGCCAUGGAUGUUGAGUCAACUGAAACCGAUGCAGUGAUGGACAUGGGCUCGGCAGAACCUCUGGACUCAGAGGUUCUAUAUGACUGUGUGAUCUGUGGCCAGAGCGGCCCGUCUACUGAAGACAGACCCACAGGACUGGUGGUACUGCUGCAGGCUUCAUCAGUGUUGGGGCACCGUUGUCGUAGUGACACACCAAAGCGAUUGCCUACUACGGAUGAGGAACAUAUCUACCCCGAGGACACGUGUGGAGCGACCCAUGAUGUUAGGCUGUCCCUUAUGCAACGAUACUUUAAAGAUAGUUCCUGUUUGCAGUCUGUGUCUGUUGGCUGGGACGGGGGUGUGUAUGUGCAGACGUGCGGCCACACCCUGCAUAUAGACUGUCACAAGUCCUACAUGGAGUCCUUACGGAACGAUCAGGUCCUUCAGGGGUUUUCUGUGGAUAAAGGCGAGUUCACCUGUCCGCUGUGUCGUCAGUUCGCCAACAGUGUUUUGCCCUGUCGUCCUGGGCGUGGGAUGGAGACGGGUGCCUGGCACACGCCCAGUAACAAGAGCAUGUCCACACUGGUGAAGGAAGUGGAAGACCUUCAGGAACAGCUGGGCAUUUUCCCAGUGGAGUCCAAUCUGAGUAAAGAGAUGGAAUCUGUUAUAAAGGACAUUAAAAGCACCACACAGAAAAAAUACAUGGAUUAUGGGAAGAACCCAGGGUCACCUGACAAUGACUUCCUGUUCAUGUACUCCGUGGCCAGGUGUGUGUGUGUGUGUUCUCUGUGUGUUUCAGAUCAGUUGUUUCAUGUGCUGGCCAUGCACAUGCGUCUCUACAGCAUAGAUUCAGCAUACAACCCCUGGACCAGACUCACACAGAGCACGCACACCAGAGACAACGAGUACUGUGAUGAUGAACGUCCUGAGGUGCCCAUGCUCUUCAGAGACGUCCCAUCCCUCCUCAUCAUCUUCAUCCUUACCAUGCCUCAGCCUUUACGCAAAGAGCACUUCACGUGUGUUGUGAAGGUGUUGUACAGUCUGCAGUACACACAGGCUCUGGCCGCUCUGUCCAUCAGAUUCAGCCGUGAGGAGAGACUCGCCUGGAGCAACACUGGAGCUGCCAAGAAGAACACGCCAAACUCUGACAAAUCAUGGGAGUCGCUCCUGGGUCACAUGAUCUCUGAGCUGACGAAGGCCAAAGAUGUGUAUGACACCAACUCUGAGGAAACACUUGUGUUGAGCUCCAGUGUGUGGUCUCCUCAGUCCAUUGAGUUCAGCCUACAGCAGUUCUGUCUGCCCUUCCUGAGACUGUCCUGUUUACUGCAGCACCACCUGUAUGGAGACGGCUUACCCGGCUGCCUGGUGGAGGAGGAGUUCUCUCUGCUGGCCGGGUGUCUGGGUUUGUCUGGUUCUGUUCAGUCCAGUGGAGCCUCGAGCAGUGCAGCGUGUCUGGAGUGGAACCUCAAUGCUAUCGAUCUGAUCAGUCAGUGGUGUUCAGAAGUCAUCGCUCUGUCCGAUACUCCCACCCAGCAGUCUGUGUCUCUAUUAGGUCAGGAUCUGCAGUGGGCCGCACCUCGUCUCCUGCACCUGCCAGACAAUUACAACACCAUCUUCCAGUACUACCACAGGAAAUCCUGCACCAGCUGCGGCAAGACCCCCAAAGACCCUGCGCUGUGCCUGGUGUGCGGCGCGUUUGUCUGUCUGAAGGGUCACUGCUGUAAACAGCAGGGCGUCUGUGAGUGUGUGCUGCACUCUCAGCACUGCGGAGCAGCGACCGGUAUCUUCCUCCUGAUUAACGCCUCGGUCAUCAUUAUCAUCCGAGGCCAUCGCUUCUGUCUGUGGGGGUCUGUAUAUCUGGACGCUCAUGGAGAGGAGGACAGAGACCUACGUCGAGGAAAGCCUCUGUAUUUAUGUGAGGAGAGAUACCGCGUUCUGGAGCAGCAGUGGGUCUCGCACACCUUCGACCAUAUCAACAAGCGCUGGGGUCCCCAUUACAAUGGACUUUAACAGUACAGCCCAUAACCUGGAGAGGACAGGUCACAUGAUGCCAGUGCCAGCCUCUGUGACAUCCUCUGAUGAUUUCUAUCGUGUAAUAUAAAGAAAACCUGCAUUGAGUUGGCCACAGCCUGGGUUCAUGUGAAGUUUAGUGUACAAUCAAGCCUAUUGACUAACAGCGUGUGUGUGUGCGCGUGAGUGUGUUCAAAAGUGAUUUUCCGUGUGGAUUUAUAGGGAGAGAAUUUUGUUUUGUCCCAGCAAGCUCAAAGUGAAAGCACACUGAGUGAAUCUGUGUCUAGUCUGUUGGACGCACAAGUGGAAUAAUACUCCGGUUCUGUAAUGUUUGGAAAACUGAAAUAGAUUUUGAGGAGAGAGAUUCUUGAGGAAAAAAAACAAAAAACAAUUUUGACCAAUGUUAAACAAAUCAUGUAUAGAUAUCAGAAUUAAUAUCAAAACCUUGAAUGCUAAAGGUACCGAGACUCUCAACAUAUCCACCCACCACCACAUCAUGCUAUUUGAGCUGAAACACAUCUCAUAAGACUAACUGUGGGGUCUAAAGCAGGGUAUGAGACGAAAUAUCAACCGAUUAGAGCUAAAGUGAGAUUUCUCUCUGACUCGAGGUGUAGUUGCUGUCAUCCUCAGGAAUUUUAUUUUAUAAUUUCUUUUUUUGUUUUUGUUUGUUUGUUUUGUUUUGCUGGUCUCAGAUAAAAGAUUUUAAUAUUUAAGAAGUGCUGCUAUUCAUUGUUUGAAUAAAGUAAAUUAUACCUUUGAAAAAAAUAUAUAUAUAUUUUUACAAUUUUCGUUUUUUUUUUUUCUUUUCUUCUAAUGAAGGCUCUGUUUUUGAUGGUGGUUGGGUGGUCUGUUUAGUUUAUUAUUAAAAUAUUCCCCUGCAACCUUGUAGCACAUUAUAUUUAAUGGCUAGAGACAGAGCUAGUCUUUAUAUAAUGAUCGGUGGCCCUUUCCCUGAGAUAAAGGUCAUAAAGGUCAACUAAAAAGAUAUAAAACUUAAUUAAAAAAAAAAGUGUUUUUGUUUUUUUUUCCAUUAAGAAAAUGAAGUUGGUUUUAGAAUAAAGAUGAUUUGUAUCAUUUUCACCACCAACACAAUUUGCCCCAAAUUCUUAUUACUGCAAACCAUCUUAAUGUGUUUUUCCCCUCAGUAGGUUCCUUUUUUUGUUUUUUUACUGUAAAGAGUGGGCAGAUGUUUAAUUUGUCUGGAAAAUAAUGCAAUACAAUUAUGGUUCUAAAAAUCUGCUUUUUUAUUAUUGCAAAAUAUAAUUUCUUCUUUCUUUUGGUUAAGGGUGAAAUAGUGAUCUGUGAAUAUUGACAGAUUUCCUGAGAUUCUCCGAACUAUAGCCAAACUUAUCUUGCCACACACCCACCAAGUCAGUUGUCACUCAAAGUUUUGAUUGUCUUUCCCAUAUUCUAAUUAAAUGAUACUUUCUGGACUGGUGUCCGAUGGUCCAUAGGGGGCAGUGUUUGCCAUUACACUGAGCUCUGGUUCAGAGAGUCUCAUCAUACAGAUUCUCAGAGCCAUUUGAUGGCUGGUCUGUUGGUAGCAAUUGGCCGCCGGAGUCCAAUUUCUCCUCCUCUAGGAUUUUGCAGGUAGUGAAGUUUUCUGUUGUUUAAAUACAUUAUUAUUUGUGUUGUUGUGAUAUUUUGAUGCACACACCAUUCAAUAUCUUGAAUUCCUGAUCUGAAGUGUUCCUGAGAAAAGGGGUUGUCACUUUGUUCUACAUCUUUGAACUCGGCCAGAUGGUGUAUAGAUCCUUUAUGAAAAAGAAUCAGACCAAAAAAAAGGAAAAGAAAAGAUCCGUUUUAAUGUUAUCAAAAAGUAAAAAAAAAAAAAAAAAAAAAGAGGGGAAAAAAAGAAGAAACUUUACUAGAAAGGUACUUUACACAAAUAUACAUUUAGCGAAGGCUAGUUUUCCAGUCCCAUAAAUGUGGUGUUCCUCAAAGCUCUGUCCUCGGACCAUCAUUGAUUGUGUAAUCUGUAACUGUGGAGAGGGCAUUAUGUAUGCACAAGUUAAUUAUUUGAAAAUGCAUUAAA
Molecule: messenger RNA, 7576 nt
Organism: Sinocyclocheilus rhinocerous
Lineage: Eukaryota; Metazoa; Chordata; Actinopteri; Cypriniformes; Cyprinidae
Gene: ubr3
Product: ubiquitin protein ligase E3 component n-recognin 3
Exons: 38
Coding region: 70-5541 (1823 amino acids)
Biological process (GO): protein ubiquitination; ubiquitin-dependent protein catabolic process via the N-end rule pathway
Cellular component (GO): cytoplasm; ubiquitin ligase complex
Molecular function (GO): ubiquitin protein ligase activity; zinc ion binding
Source: RefSeq, a predicted model, not a curated record